UUGAAGGCAAAGAGGAUACAGCGCCGCUGCAAGGUCCUGCAGCGCAGACGGAGCAGCUGCACGCCGUGGGACAUGCCACGCCAAAAUCGCGGCCACCGGCACUGUAGCGAGCCGCUCAUCGGAUCGGCAUCAGUCUAAAUCUGGCAUAUCGUUUUAUUUCUUUAUUCCCGGAGAAAUGCUAUUUGUCAGAGAAACCGGCGUCCGUCACUCUCUAGUGCCCGCGAGAAAGCCAUCGGGGAGCGCAUGUGUCUCUGCGUGUCUUCCCAUUCAUCGUAGCCGCUGCUCCGGACGCUGACUGUAAAUGUAGGUUACUGUGAUCGGACCGGAGACCUGUGCCGUGCAGGGUCAGAUAGAGACGAGGGACAUCGGAGAGCAGGCAGUGUUCGCGUAGGAAACGCAGCGUUUCGCUUUUUUUAUCCCCCCAGAAUCGGGAUCACAGCCGCUUUCGUUUCUUCGCGCGAUACAAAGUAGCUAGAGGGGAUGCAGGUGAAAAAGCCGAGGUGCUCGGACAUGAGCACGGAGGACGAGCAGCGAGAUGACAGCCAGAAAAAGUCUUCGUGUUUCUCCAGCAUUAAGAUCUUCCUGGUUUCGGAGUGUGCCCUAAUGCUGGCGCAAGGGACGGUCGGCGCCUAUCUGGUGAGCGUCUUGACCACGCUGGAGCGACGCUUUAACCUGCAGAGCGCGGAUGUGGGCGUCAUCGCCAGCAGCUUUGAGAUCGGCAACCUGGCCCUCAUCCUGUUCGUCAGCUACUUCGGCGCUCGGGCCCACCGGCCGCGGCUGAUUGGCUGUGGCGGCAUUGUCAUGGCGCUGGGAGCCCUCCUGUCGGCACUGCCCGAGUUCCUCACCCACCAGUACCGGUACGAGGUGGGUGAGGCCUGGCGGACCAGGGACAGCCGGGACGUGUGCUCCAACUCCUCGUCCCGUGCCGAGGACAGGGAUCCCGGGGGCGCGGCCUGUGGGAACCGAGCCAACACCAACAUGAUGUACCUGCUGCUGAUCGGGGCCCAGGUGCUGCUGGGAAUCGGGGCCACGCCAGUGCAGCCGUUGGGCGUGUCCUACAUUGAUGACCACGUGCGCAGGAAGGACUCCUCCUUAUACAUAGGAAUCUUAUUUUCAACCCUGGUGUUUGGACCAGCCUGCGGCUUCAUCCUCGGCUCCCUUUGCACAAAGUUUUACGUGGAUGCUGUCUUCAUCGACACCAGCAUGCUGGAGAUCACCCCGGACGACCCCCGCUGGAUCGGUGCCUGGUGGGGCGGCUUUCUCCUCUGCGGUGCCUUGCUCUUCUUCUCGGCAAUCUUCAUGUUUGGCUUCCCGCAGUCGCUGGCAGUCGCCAGGCCCGAAGGCGACCGGGCCAUGCUCCCUGACGGCCUGGCGCCCGACUACGACCGCACCAAGCCCAGUAACGGGACCCUGCAAAUGCAUGAACCUGGGGCCAGCGUCUCCUGUUGCGAGCAUCUCAAGGUCAUUCCCAGAGUGACGAAGCACCUGCUUUCCAACCCCGUGUUCACCUGCAUCAUCCUGGCCGCCUGCAUGGAGAUCGCUGUGGUUGCCGGCUUUGCCGCCUUCCUGGGGAAGUAUCUUGAGCAGCAGUUCAACCUGACCACCUCCUCGGCCAAUCAGCUCCUAGGCAUGACGGCGAUUCCAUGCGCCUGUCUCGGGAUAUUCCUGGGAGGGCUGCUGGUGAAGAAGCUGAACCUGUCCGCUCUGGGCGCUGUCCGCAUGGCCAUGCUGGUUAACUUGGUCUCCACCGCCUGCUACGUGUCCUUUCUCUUCCUGGGAUGUGAUACGGGGCCUGUUGCUGGGGUGACCAUCGCCUAUGGCAACGAGACCCUGAAGGUGGGACAGCGACCGGAAGCCACCUGCAUUCACAACUGCAACUGCUACACGUCCUCCGUCAGCCCUGUGUGCGGCUCGGAUGGAGUCACCUACUUGUCAGCCUGCUUUGCUGGCUGCACCCGACCUGACCUGACAAGCUGCUCGUGUAUCCUGGGGGACAGUGACAACGCUACGGUUGUCCCAGGGAAGUGUCCCAGCCCUGGCUGCCAAGAGGCCUUCCUCACCUUCCUGUGUGUCAUAUGUGCCUGCAGCAUGAUCGGGGCCAUGGCUCAGACACCCUCUGUCAUCAUCCUCAUCAGGACUGUAACCCCCGAGCUGAAGUCCUAUGCCCUGGGAGUCCUUUUCCUGCUGCUCCGACUGCUAGGCUUCAUCCCGCCCCCUCUGAUCUUCGGGGUGGGGAUCGACUCCACGUGUCUCUUCUGGAGCACGGUGUGCGGAGAAAGGGGAGCCUGCAUGCUGUAUGACAACGUGGCCUACAGGCAGCUGUACGUCAGCAUCGCCAUCGUCCUCAAGGCCGUCGCCUUCCUGCUCUACACCACCACCUGGUGGUGCCUGCGUAGGAACUACAAGAAGUACAUUAAUAACCAUGAGGGCCUGAACCCCGCCAAGCUGUUCCCGUCCAGCCUCACCCUGGACAACCUGGGGAAAGACAUUAGCCAGAACCCAGCCAACAGGACAAAAUUCAUAUACAACCUGGAGGACCAUGAGUGGUGCGAGAACAUGGAGUCUGUUUUAUAGGAUCACGUGAGCAGUGGCAUGGCCUGCUACACCUUUAGUUCUCUUUUUUAAAUAAAGGAUCUUUUUUAUAUGAAGGUCGUCCAUUUGAGGCACUAGCUCGGCCCUGAGAUGCCGCUGCUACUCUUCUGUUUCCAUAGGGGCCCAUGUGCAUCCCCCCCCCCGGGCCCGUAAAAUGGCACGGUCCGCUUUGACAGAAGGGGUCUGUGCUCCCGGUCGCUCUGCCCGGGAUGCUUUGCUCGACACGUCAGCAUGUGGUCGGGACCCACAGAACAGUUAGCUGCUCAGGAGUCUGUCGGUGGGCCGUGCGGCACCGGAGACUCAGCCGUCUGCGUAAUGUGCAGCGUGAGUUCAGUGCCGGGAGGGGUGUGGGGUCCGGUGAGAGCGCUGUACUACACUACAGCGCACAGCUAGCUUCCUCAAAUAUGCAUCACUCACUGAACCCUGAAUCAGCCAUAUUUUUCAAUAAUUUCAAGCAUAAAUCCUGUCAUAUCUUGAAAUAUUAUAAUAUUUAACUAUAUUUAAAACACUGUUUCAAGUUUUUUUUUUUUUGUAAUUUCUCUUAUUAAUGCUGUUACAAGCAAAGAGAAUAUUUUUACAUUGGUUAUUUUUUUCACUUUUUUAGUGUGCAUAAUUAUAUCUGCUCUAGAGGAGCAAGGAUGCGUCACUGGGAAUGAUGUUUGAUCAAGGCUGCAGCAUAUCAACACAAUAAUUCAUUAAGAAAAAUAAUGGUAAACAGUUUUGCAGUGUUUACAAGUUACCUUUACUUUUUGGUUAAUAAAUAAUACUGUAUUCAUAAAAUAAUGACGUGAAAUUUAUAUAUAAAUUCAUCUGAGGGUAGAAACCUUAAGUGGCAAGAACUAUGGCACUUUACAGUGACGCUUAGGGUGGCUGCAUGGAGCCAGGGGCUCAGCACGAGUGUCACAGGCUGUUUGCUUGCACGGUGGUCGAAUGGUCAAUAUUUAUUUCUAAUUGUGGUUAACCCGCCCUUACCGUAUUUUAUGGUAUGUAUUGAUUUGUCGGCAUCCUUAAGCCCUCAGUUUGAUUUCCAUCCUCUCCAGUGAAGGAGGUCGGUUUUCUGAAUUUGUCAUCUUCUGAAGCUGCUGCUGAGAUCAGAAGGGUAGAUGUUUACGUCCAACAAGGUGCUCAGCUCCCAGAGACACUCUUCCCGGCUUCGCCGGGUCUCCAGCGUCUGUCUUGUGUUUUAUUUAAUCAACAUUUAUGUUUUAACACCAGCAGACAGCCCACACCGCUCGAGUCAUUAUUCAGUAAAGCUUCAGUAAGUGAGUUCGGUAUGUUUUAGUGAAGUUGUGCUUCAUUGCUGUCAAGAUAAGACCUUAAAUUCAUUCGCAGGGGAAAUUCAGAGACGUCAGAGUCUGAGGGGAGAGGGUUUUGUGUGUUUCAGUCCACCAACCCUCACUCCUUGGUUUCUCUGCUCUACAAUCACUGUCAUGAUCUGUGAGGACUGGUUUAUAAAUAGCCCGGAUUUCACCACCUGUGAUUAUCAAUUCCAAAGUUAAUAUCUAAGUUAUUUAAACAACAAUGUGCAGACAUAUCUACAGAUAUAAAUAUAUGCAGAUAUAAAUUUACAUCAGUGUAUGCUGACUUGAGUGUGAACUGCCUUGCAGUUAUUGAUAAUGAACGGAUAUACAGUAUAUAGAUCUUUAUAACAGUGAUGCAUAUAUAUAAUAUAUAACUAUUUGUAUUUUUUGUGAUUACUUAUACAUAUAAAUUUUCAUUCCUUUUCAUUAUUUGUUAACAUUUUAGAAACUGCUCAAAUUCUAUUGAAUAUUUUUAAUGUAUUUUUCUUGUUUACAGGAUUACACUUGAUACUUUGUUCAUAAUUAAAUUUUUCUAAAAAGUAAACACCAUUCCAUACAUGCAUAUCAUCAUAUUAAAAAACAGUUUUCACCAGAUGGCCGUAGUCAUUGCAGGAAAUAGCUUUAGGAGGCAUGUGUCUAUAUGUGGAUACGUUGACCAAGACGUUUGGAGGUCUCAUCCUGUAAACUUCCGUUUUUGGAGGAAUACAAUGCGUGGUUGGGUGUAGCUGAUUGGUUGUCCCAGGAACUCUUAGAAACUGGCUAGCGUGUGGUGGCCCAGUGAGAGUUUAGAAGCUGCCAAUCAGCUUCUGACAUCCUAGCUCGGCGUUACCUGAUUUGGCGAUAUUGUUGGAUGGGAGGCGGGCCCAGCACACCGGCUGAGAUGGCUCAGACUCAUGUCACGAGACUGGAAGCAGUCGGUAGCACCGGGGACCUGCAAGGAUGUGGUCUUAGACCACUAAAGAUUAGCAAGGAACAGCUGGCCAGUCUUAUCCUUCACCCUCCGAGAUGAAAGCGUGCAAGCUUCAAGCAGCGGGUGACUUUGUAGCUUUGGGGGGGUGGGAGUCAAACAAAAACAAAAGCCCCUCGUCAGUACGCAGAGCCACGAGAGAUGGAUUUACAGCUGAAUACGAGCCUUAGCAACCUCGCCUUUCCUGCAAGAGCGGCCCACUCUGAGGGAAAAAUGGUCACAUCAAGGAUCUGUAAGCGAUGAUAACAGAAGGCUGUGAAUGCAAAUCAACCAAAGCUUUUUCCAGUUUGCAAUAUUUUUAAUAGAGAAAACAAGUUUGUGAAUAUAGCUCGUUCUGAUAUAUCCUGAUGUAUAUCAAUUUGGUGAACUACUGUUUGGUAUCAUGAAGAAAUCACAGUUUUACAUUUGCGUUCUGAUCGCAUCGUGAUGUUGCAGAUCAAAAGGCAAUGAUGUUUCUCUGGUAGUGACAUUGUGAAGUGAUGACUAUGUCAUUAUUCUAUCAGGUCUAAUGAAGGUUUCCUUUUAAUUUCUCACCAGCAAACCCAAAUGACCCUUUGCCAUUUUCCAGCACAUUUCCAGUAGUGUUAAACUGGACCAUUCCAGUGUUUUCCACAAGGGGAGCCUAUUUGGUUUUACUACACUGACCAUCCAUCAGCAGUUGGCUUGAUAAUAUAAAUAUCCCCUGUGACUUUGGAGUUCCCCUCCUCUUAAAUGGCUUGAAAGAAGGUCUGACUCUAAGAGAUGUCAAACUUGAACUAAAAUCAGAAAUCCAGCACAUUGCACCUCAGAAACAAAAUAUGAGCUUUGUGAACUAGACAAAUUGCUACGAAAGCAAGAUGCCAAAAUGGACUAUUGAUUAACGCUGAAAGACAGAAGGAUGAGGAAAAGGGUGAAGUCUUGCUUCAAAUCAUGUUGGGCUUUCGCGAAGGCGUCCUACAUCAGAUUUCAGAAUGCUCGCCAAACUUAGCUCCAGCAUAGGUAUUGGGCGUUAAUUGACUUGCCACUCUCAUUCUCUGCAUCCACCUCUCUCUAUUUGAGUGCCAAUGUAAUAUCAGUCAGUGACUAGAAAUUUCUCUUAUGGAAGAACAGAAGACGCCAUUUUAUCAGCGCACAUACAGUAGGGGAAUUUGUAUACUCAGCCGGUAGCGAUGCAUCCUAAUUGUCUUCAGAAGACGGUAUGAUGUAACUCAAGGCUUUCAAAGUGUUGUUGAUAAAUGGUGUACCUUGAUGUACUAUACAAAGUUGUUUAGGCAGAAUAAAUCGUUAGCAUGUAGGAUUUUCUGUCACAGGUAAAUCGAAUCGUCUUACAGUUUGAUUCUUUAUUCAUGGAAGGGUGAUCCUUUGGAUGCUUUGGGUGUUUAUACCAGAAAUUUUUAAAAUUGUAUUGUGGUUACAUUAAAAAUGAUUAAGUGUUACAGUGUGUCAAGUAGAGAAAUGCCUCCUCAUCUAUGCCCCUUAGCAUUACACAUCGGUUUUCUUAAACUAUUUGCGAAGGUAAUAACCGUUAUUUGCAAAAGUGUGUGAUUGGGGUUUCCACAGAAAUCUUUAGAAAAAUGGCCACCGUUUUGUAACUGAGAAACGAAAAGACUGCACUUCGUUUUGAUCCACUCCAGGGUCGUCUCUGCGUUGACAACAGGUCAUGUGGUUGGCACUCGUGCCUCGUGAACAUCCACAAGGUUGCAUGUGUAAAAAUACUGGUUACGGUGUGCGUGCACAGUACCUUGGAACUGCAGCUUGAGCAACGGUUCAUCCUUCCUUUCACCCUUUCUCUGUUCCCACACUAUAAUAUUAAUUUAAGGGCUAUUUUUAUAAUUCAUUAGAGUGCAGCUCAAAACCUUGUGCUAUAUAAAGAAAUACAAAACCACAUCCUUUUGUCUUUAACACUGCUCCGGUCUGUGUUUUCUACGUCAGUUUCAAACUAUUGUAAACAUCUGAGUUACAAUCGCACUUUCUGUUAACUUCAGCUUAGUCCAUUAGUCUCUUAUUUGUUGUCCUUUCAGCAACGACCGACCCAUAAAUUCUGGCCAGUUAAAAUGUUGAAUUAUACGUAAUUUGCGUCUCAGUUCCCUUCCAUAGAUUGUUUGGGGCUGGCCAACACCUGGAACAGAUGUUUGAUGCAAAGGUUAUUUUGUUUUGUUUUUUCUUUUCAUUCAGCUGACUGAGCAUCUGAAUUCGUAAGCGUUAUGUUGAUAGCAAUAUUCGGCAUGGUUGAGUGCGUUUUCCAGGCUUGACAGACGCUGGGUCAGGACACAGACGCUCGCCUGUUUGCGGUGACUUUCGCACUUAGCGUAGUUCCAUUCCCAUGUGACUUCAGAAGCAUUUCAGCAAAGAGAUGCUCAUAUAUUACGAAAUGCAAAAUGAUAAAGACAGAUUUCCUGAGGUAAAUGCUCCUCCCCCUGCAUUACUUUUUUUUCCCCUCGAAUGUAUAAUUUUAGAGAAAAUCGUGUGAUGUAUAUUUGCUGUAAAAUAAAUUGAAACUAUUUUCA
Messenger RNA from Brienomyrus brachyistius, 7346 nucleotides. RefSeq names its product solute carrier organic anion transporter family member 3A1a (gene slco3a1a). Bases 481 to 2574 code for a protein of 697 amino acids. Gene Ontology annotation, biological process: transmembrane transport; prostaglandin transport; sodium-independent organic anion transport. The transcript has 10 exons. Gene Ontology annotation, molecular function: protein binding. Lineage: Eukaryota; Metazoa; Chordata; Actinopteri; Osteoglossiformes; Mormyridae. The record is from RefSeq and is a predicted model, not a curated record. Gene Ontology annotation, cellular component: membrane.